Messenger RNA from Rodentolepis nana, 156 nucleotides. The record is from the annotation of a GenBank genome assembly. NCBI's taxonomy places the organism in Eukaryota, Metazoa, Platyhelminthes, Cestoda, Cyclophyllidea, Hymenolepididae.
AUGGAAUCUGCCGAUGUCGCUGAUGAGGGUAUUCACGAACCAGAUGACAGCUUUGAGUUGGAACUGCCUAUACCUUUUGCUGCAGUGACGCAGUCGAUUAAACCAUCAGAGAGUAAUUUGAAGCAAAAUCAUAGUUCAACGGACGAGGACAUAGAC